AUGGCUCCAGCGGAGUUAAGAGAGUUAAAGAAGAAGCUUCAGGAGUUUCUCGAGAAGGGAUUCAUCAAUCUGAGUGUGUCACUUCGGGAUGCAUCGGUAUUAUUUGUGAAGAAGAAGGAUGAGAGUAUGCAGGUGUCCAUUGAUUAUCGCCGGCUUAAUAAGGUCACUAUCAAGAAGAAGUAUCCGUUUCCACACAUUAAUGAUUUGUUUGAUCAGUUUCAGGGAGGUAAGGUGAAUGUGGUCGCAGAUUCCUUGAGCAGAAUAGUCGAGAGUAUGGAUAGUUUGGCAUUUAUUUCAGCAGAGGAGAGGUCUUUGGCUUCGGACAUUCAUUCCUUAGCUAAUCGACUUGUGAGGCUGGAUAUUUUAGAUCCCAUUCGAGUUCUUGUAUGUGUUAUGGCUGAGUCUUCUUUAUUCGAGCGGAUUAAGGCUCGUCAAUUUAAUACCCGCACUUGCUGGUUCUUAGAGAGACGGUACUAUGAGGUGAUGCCAAAGAGGAAGAAGCGUUAUGCGGAUCAGAAAGCGCGUGAUCUGUCAUUUAUGGUGGGCGAGAAGGUACUUUUAAAAGUUUCGCCGAUGAAGGGUAUCAUGAGGUUCGGAAGGAGGGGCAAGUUGAAUCUGAGGUUCAUCGGUCCAUUCAAGGUUUUGGAGCGAGUUGAUGAGGUUCCAUACAGGCUUACUUUGCCUCCUAGUCUAUCGGGAGUUCAUCCGGUAUUUCAUGUGUUUAUGCUAUGGAGGUACCAUGUCAACGGGUCCCAUAUGUUGGAUUACAGCACAGUUCAGCUGGAUGAGACCUUGGGUUAUGAGGAGAAUCUAGAUGCCAUUAUUGAUAGGCAGUGGAGGGGUCAGUCGGUCGAUAAGGUGACUAGGGAGACCGAGGAGGACUUGCGGAGCAUAUAUCCACACUUAUUCGGCACUUCAGGGUCCCGAGUGGCUCGAGUGAGUUUCAGACCACCCACAGCAAGGUUGAAGUUGGCAGAUUUUGCUAGUGUCUGGUGUGAAUCGCGAUCGCAGAGAUGGCAUCGUGACCGUAGAGAGCUGUGUGGGGCUCAGAGACAAUUUUUGAAUGUGAUCGUAUAA
This is a messenger RNA of Nicotiana attenuata, 1077 nucleotides long. RefSeq lists its product as uncharacterized. The record is from RefSeq and is a predicted model, not a curated record. Bases 1 to 1077 code for a protein of 358 amino acids. The transcript is spliced from 5 exons. NCBI's taxonomy places the organism in Eukaryota, Viridiplantae, Streptophyta, Magnoliopsida, Solanales, Solanaceae.